AUGAAUGCGAAGGACGGGGUGACCGACCCGGUGCGACAGGAAGUGGGUGUCUACCAAGGCUGCCCCUUGAGCCCCCUUCUUUUUAUUGCUGCUCUCAUCCCACUGGUCCGCCGUUUGGAACUACUGGAGGAUGUCGGUGUGCCGCUGGCUGAGGGUGUCCGCCCGUGCACCACCGCUUAUGCCGACGACAUCAAGGUUUUCAGUGACAGUGCCGAUGGAAUCCGCCGCUGCCAUGCCGUUGUCCGGAGGUUUCUCCAGUGGACGGGGCUGCGCGCUAACCCUGCCAAGUGUGCGAGCCUUGCGGUGACCAUUAAUGCUCGUGGUAACCCGACACUUGACGACAGUGUUCGGCUGGGGAUUCAUGGCGAUGUCAUUUCCCCGCUCACCCUUAAUGAGAGCUAUCGCUAUUUGGGGGUGGGCGAUGGCUUUGACCAUGUUCAGCACCGCCUCCAGCUCGAGCCAAAGCUCCAGCAGAUAAAGCGAGAGGCUGUGGCACUGAUGAAGUCUGUCUUAGCGGUGUGGCAAGUGGUGAAAGCGCUUAAGACUUACGUAUAUCCGAAGGUGGACUACGCGCUUCGCCACUUGCGCCCGCUUCACUCUCAGCUUGAAGGAUUUGACUGUGCCGUGUAG
Messenger RNA from Peronospora matthiolae, 630 nucleotides. The record is from the annotation of a GenBank genome assembly. Lineage: Eukaryota; Oomycota; Peronosporomycetes; Peronosporales; Peronosporaceae.